Pangasianodon hypophthalmus (striped catfish) is the source of this 1296-nucleotide messenger RNA. Its product is annotated as Mediator of RNA polymerase II transcription subunit 30-like. Gene Ontology annotation, molecular function: transcription coregulator activity. Gene Ontology annotation, biological process: positive regulation of DNA-templated transcription. The transcript is spliced from 5 exons. Gene Ontology annotation, cellular component: mediator complex. Bases 154 to 744 code for a protein of 196 amino acids. The record is from RefSeq and is a predicted model, not a curated record. NCBI's taxonomy places the organism in Eukaryota, Metazoa, Chordata, Actinopteri, Siluriformes, Pangasiidae.
CCGGAAGUGACGACAGACUGGAGGUGCUGCGGCGUUUGAAAGAGAAAGGAGCUACUUUGUUUAGCUUAGCCUUUAAGUAGUUCGUGGAGGUUUCUAGUAGCCACUUAAGUCUUUAAAAUAGAUAAUAAAGUAAGUCUGAAAGAGCUCUAACAGAUGUCCUCUUUGCCUCAGAAGGCUCCGGGUGGUGGUCUGGGUGGUGUGCCGCUUCAGCAGCAGCCGCAGAGCCUCCACAUGGGCGCGGGUUCAGGGGCCUCGGUCCCCGGACAGGCCUCCAUGCCCCCCAACCCCGCCGCUCUCCGGGAAAUCUCCCCCGUCUUCCUGUGCCGCAUCGGCCAGGACACCGUGCAGGACAUCGUCACCCGCACCAUGGAGAUCUUCCAGAUCACACGGGCUACUCAGUUGCCAAAUGGAGUGACACAGAGUCAGGCAGCGUAUCAGGACCGCUUUGGGAAACUGCAGGAGCACCUGCGCCAGCUGACUUUGCUCUUCCGCAAACUCCGUCUGCUCUACGAGCGCUGUGUAGAGAUGACCUCUGACCUUCAGGAGUCUCCUGCUGAGCUGGUGCCGUAUGUUGGAGAGGAGAUGGCUCCAGUGAGAGUGGAGCCCUGCAGUCCUGCUGUGACUCAGGACAAACAAGAAGUUUUAGAGAAAGUGAGGCAGAAGAAUCAGGAGAUGAAGGUGCUGAUGGACCAGAUGAGGAACCUCCUAUGGGACAUCAAUGCCAUGCUCACAAUGCGCAAAUGACCAGAAACCCUUUCCUUCAAGUCUGCCUUUUUUUUUUUUUUUACGUGAUCCACUCUCCAUCCAGUCUCUUCUAGUCAGGCAGCUAAGGGCAGCAGAUGGCUCAGGAUCAGGGGUACUGUUACCGCUGCGUUGUGUUUAGUCUUGAUUAAUGAGAUAAGAUUCAGGUGGAGAACUUCCUCCAUUUUUACCAGCUCUCAUCUGUGAUUUGUACUUCUUGCUAUAAAGUACUGAACAGAGAUGCUCUUGGAUUAGCAGGGAUCUAGGAAUAUGAAUUCCAUGCCAAAAAGUAAGGAGUGAUCCCAGGUAUUCGCUAGAGGGACAGAUGGGAGACCAGCCUGAGCUACAGGUUUCCUGUGUGCCACUAACAUGGAAUUCCUGACCCUCGGAGCAGGAGACUGUGAGGCGUCUUUUUAUCAGGUGGAAGAUGGAGCGUAAGUGUAGGUGUAAAUUUUCUUCAGGAUAUGGGCACAGUAAUAAUGUUUGUAGGGUAAGACUUUUGUACAGUUAAAGAUCUCCAAAUCAUUUUGUAUAUAAAAUAAAAAUGUAAAAGAA